GAUAAGGGACUGAAAUGUAAGAUAAACGUUCCGGACACAGUGCUUUUUCGAUAUGGGCAGCUAUCGGCUUGGUGGGCAACGAACAAGGAGGGCUAUAUCCAACGGCACGCGAGCCAUAACACGACGAUGGAGGCGAUUCGGAGACGCUUUAUUCAGGUCGCUGAGUGCGACGAGGCAAACUACAGUAAAUAUGUUGUUGUUGUACGGGCAGGUGACGGCCAUCCCCAGCUGCUGCGGCUGCAGGCCUUCAACCAGCUGACGGAAAUGUUAUCCGACCGGCUGGAGGCGGGCAACCUGGCGGCAGCUCCGGAGGUGGACUCGCUGCAGGUGCUGCAAGCGUUUGUGCAGCCCCACAACGACCUGCGGUACGUCACCACGUAUGUCGCAUCUGGCGCCAACAACAUCACCUGUCACACCUUUCAGCGGAAGUACAGUCGGAGGUACGUGGCGCAGGGCUCCACGCUGCCGCCGGGUGCCGACGACGCCUUUGUCAACGACUCGUCCUUCGCCUGCGGCAAGAUUUAUCUACAGUCCGUACUCCGUACGGAAUGGGCGACGAACGCGUACGGCAACGGAGGCGGCAGCCUCGGUGCCGCGAACUUGACUGGGGAACCUUUGGAGUUGGAAGAUGGAACGACGCCGCAGUCGCCGCGGUCACCGCGGUUGCCGCCGCCGCCACCGCCACCGCCGCUGGGCGACGGAGGGGAUGAAACGAUGGCGCCGGUGACGGAAUUCAUCCGGCCCGCCGGUGUCCCCGGCGUCGGCGCCGGCAGUACGAUGUCAUCGCUGGCAGCCUUCCCUGGCGGCGGCCGCGCCGCCGGGCUCAGCGUCAGCGUUACGAACACCUGGCCAUCCCACCAGCAUGAAAAUCAGUUAGGCAGCGGCGCCGUCACCGCACGAUCCGCCGCUGGAACGGCAUCGGGGGGGUUGCAACCGUUAGGCGCGGCUGGCGGCGGCGGCGGUGGCGGCGGCGGCGGCGGCAGGAUUCAGUCCGCCCGCUCCGCGCUGGGCGGAUCCUCCGUUAUGGCUGAUCGCGGUGGCGGCGGCAGCGCCGCCACCCGGCCCGCACGUCCCGGCUCCUCCCCCGUCGCCUUCGGCCGCAACUCCAACACAUCCCCCCUCAGGAGCUCCUCCCUGGCGCCCGGGCCCACACCGGGGAUCAUUCCGAAUACGGGCCUGCAGUUGACCAGGGAUUUGGAGGCGGCUAGAGAUCAACUGUUGAUACAAAACCAGCUGGCGGAGGCCAGCGCGGCAAAGGUACGGCAAUUGGAGCGCGAGAAGGAGCUCUUGGUAGCUGCUUUUGACCACCGUGUAUCCGAGCUGCAGUCCUCCCUGUUGGUGGCUAGACAGGAUCUGAACAGCGCACGACAAGAUGCCGAGGAGCAGCGCAAGCGCGCCACGGAGGCCGAGGCUCGCAUCACCGAGCUGGAGGUGCGGGCGCACUCCCUGCAGUCCACUCUGGACGGGGAGCGGGGCACCGUGAUGACGGCCCUCAAGGAGUGCCACGAGCGGGACGUGUCGGUGAAGCGGAGGGCGGAGCAGCUGGAGGCCGAGGUGCAGAGACUCACGGAGAGGCUCAAAGAGGAGACCACGGCUGUAGCCGCCCUCAAGCGGCAGCUGCUGCAGUUCUCCGAUAUCGCCGAGCGCUACGCCACCACCCUGAGAGAGGGGGAGAUGGAGCCUGGGAUGCAGGAGGUGCUCGACAGGGUGCAAAAGCUGUUUGUAGGGCAAACCAACCCCUUUGGCGAAUCGUAUGCCGUGCAGAAAGUGCUCAACCAUUACCAUGGCGACCUGCGAGCGGUGUUUUUAUAUUACGCGCAGCUCGAGAACAACUUCGCCGCCUACUGGCCCCCCAGCCUGGCCUUCCAGCAAUGGAUGCUCUUCUGCAAAGAAACGGAGACCUCGGACCCGCGCUCCAACAGCCGCGUGUCGGCAGUUACACAGCCACAUAAGAUGCUGCACCCGAGGGACUGCGAGGCCGUAUUCCGAGCCUACGCCAAGCUCGACCCCAACGCCAUCAACACCGCCGCCCCCGUGCUCACCUACGAGGGCUUCCUCUCCGCCAUUAUCGACGUGUCAUUCCGCGUCAAGCGCUUUGACAACCCGUACCUAUCCGAAGCCGUACGCGAGUACAUUUUAUCUUACGUCUCCCGCGCGUCGAAGAUGUCUCCGACGGGUCUUCGACGCGGUCAGGUUCGCGAUGCACUCGAGGGGACGAAGGAGGGUCCGCCGCCUUCGCCGGGGGGGCCCCACCUGGCACCCACAAAGUCCAUGACCCGCGGUGGCGGUGCCGCCGCUAAGAAGAAGGCCGCCACCAUUGCCAGUUCUGUUCAUGAGUACCCUCUGGUGCGAACCAUGACGGGGCUGAUCCGCACCACCACGGGCACGUCUGCGGGCGGCAGCCUGGCCGCCAGUCGGCCCUCCAGCGCCCUGAGUCGCAAGAACAGCAUCCACCAGACGGCUUUGGAACAGGACCUGGCGCUGGAGGUGGAGGCGACACGCUCAGUUUUGGAGCUGCUGUUUAGUACUGGGUUGUGGGGUGGAGGAUGUGUUCGUUACGUGUGGGGUCGAGAGCACGUAUCUGACUGA
This is a messenger RNA of Volvox carteri f. nagariensis, 2589 nucleotides long. RefSeq lists its product as uncharacterized. Lineage: Eukaryota; Viridiplantae; Chlorophyta; Chlorophyceae; Chlamydomonadales; Volvocaceae. The record is from RefSeq and is a predicted model, not a curated record. The transcript is spliced from 14 exons. The annotation marks the transcript as partial.